Molecule: messenger RNA, 1311 nt
Organism: Prorocentrum cordatum
Lineage: Eukaryota; Dinophyceae; Prorocentrales; Prorocentraceae
Source: the annotation of a GenBank genome assembly
AUGGUGGCCAAGCGCGUCCUCUGCGUGCCGCCGCGCGCGGGCAGGAAGAGCGAGACCGCGCUUGCCGCUUUCACGCUGGAGCUGCUGGCCUGGUGGGGAGCCGGGGGGCGCUCGACUCUCCGGCGGGAAGCGUGCGGCGAGCGACCGGGAGAGCGGCGGCAACGAACGAAGAGGCCGCCGACGACGGAGCAGCGCGCCGCCCGCGCCGCCGCUUUUGCGGCGGACGGCCUGCUGGGGAAGGGCUGCGCCGCCUUGGCCGCCGCGGGCCUCGCGACGCCAGCGCGGGAGACCGCGCUGGCCCUCGAGAGGCUGCGCCCUGCUACGCCCGCCCUGCCUCUAGGCUGCCUGGAAGAGCUCGUGGCCGCGCCCGAAAUCGCCCCGAACUCGGUGCUAAAGCGCGGUUUGGAAUUGAACCUUGGCAAGUGCGAGCUCGUUGCCCCGUCUGGGCGUGCCCCCGCAGACCUCGGCGGACUUUUCCCCGCCCCUUUGCUAGCGGGGGCUGAAACUGGAGUUAGCCGCGUCGCCUUGCCGGAUGGGUUCGAGCUGAUGGGCGCGCCCAUCGGCGACCAGGCCCACUGCGGGGCUCUCACGAAUAAGAGCGCAGACGAAGCCAAACCCACCCUGGCGGCACUCGCAGACCUUCACCCGCAAGCGGGCCUCCAGCUGCUACGCUACUGCGCGAGCUUCAAAGAACUCGUGUGCAGCGCCCGCGCGGCCCCGUCAGCUCUGCACUCGGAAGCACUCGGCAGCUUCGACUUGUGUCGGCGUCGCGCGCUCGCCGACCUCCUGGCGGCGGACCUGACAGACGCGCAGAGGCACCAGGCAGCCCGCGGACUGGCUUUUGCAGGCUUAGGCUUGCGGCGCUUGGAGGCCCGCGCGCCCGGAGCUUGCCUGGCGAGCCUGGCUGCGACCCGAUGCCUCUUCCCCGCGCUGGACCCAGCCUGCAGGUGGGCGCCAGAGGACGCGAGCGCGAGGGCUGGACAGGCGCUCCUCGCCCACGACGCCCAGCUGCCAGGGGCAAGCGGAGCGCUCCGGGAAACCCUCGAGGGCGCCACGCAGAAGGGCCUUUCUGCUGCUUUGGACGAUCGCGACCACAAGGCCUUCUGCGCUGGCUUGAGCGAGUCAGACCUUGCGGGCAUCCAGUCUGAACAGCUCCCCGUCGCAAGCGGCUUCCUGGAGGCGCCGCCGAACGAGAACCUCGGGCUGCUCUUCGAACCAGAGGAACUCGUGACUGAGGUCAAGCGCCGGCUCCUAGUACCCGUCUACGAGUCCGAGCACUACUGCCCGUGCUGCGACGGCGUGUGCGACUAG